Molecule: messenger RNA, 915 nt
Organism: Mya arenaria
Lineage: Eukaryota; Metazoa; Mollusca; Bivalvia; Myida; Myidae
Product: histone-lysine N-methyltransferase SETMAR-like
Exons: 2
Coding region: 1-915 (304 amino acids)
Molecular function (GO): nucleic acid binding
Source: RefSeq, a predicted model, not a curated record
AUGAAUGAAGCAUCGAGUAAAACUCCAGUAAAGCGAAUGCUCGUGUACAAGUGGCACAAGCGGUUCAGUGAGGGGCGGGACAGCAUUUGUGACGACGUGAGGUCUGGGCGACCGGUUUCACAAACUACGGAGAGUGACGUCGAGGCCGCGAAAAACAUCGUUGACGCUGAUCGUCGAGUCACUCUUCAUGAAAUAUGCAAGAUGUUGGACAUGAGUUAUGGGUCGGUACGGAGGAUAAUGAAAGACAGUUUGAAAAUGAGUCGAGUGAGUCCGCGUUGGGUUCCACGGCUGCUGACAGAAGAUGAGAUGAGCAAAAGAGUACGGGAAUCACGCCGAUUCUUAACUCGGUACGAACAGGAAGGAAACCGUUUUUUUGAGAAGAUAGUCACUUGCGAUGAAACCUGGCGGUUUUUUUACGACCCUGAGACAAAACAGCAAAGCAGUCAAUGGAAGACUACCGGUUGCCCGCCUCCGAAGAAGGCACAAUCACCCCGCUCGAUAGGAAAGCAUAUGUUCAUUGUCUUCUGUGAUGUGCAAGGUUUUGGGCGUGACUUGUACAGGGCGAUGGCAUUAAAGAGAUCACAGGCGUUGCAUGAUGGGUGGAUUCUUCACCAGGAUAAUGCACCAGCGCAUAGAUCGGAGGAGGCCGAGACUACCGCGACAAUCCAGCUUGAAGCGGAGAUCCUUCCCCCUCCUUAUUUGGCGGACCUAGCACCAUGCGAUUUUACCCUAUUUCCGAAACUUAAAUGUGAACUGAAAGGUAAACGCUUCAAUGACUUUCAGGAACUACAGAGUGAAGCUCAGACACACAUGUAUUCUUACAAGUCAGAGUGGUUCAGUUACAUUUACCGGCAGUGGGUAGCGAGACAUCGACGUUGUAUUGCGGCGAACGGCUCUAACUUUGAGAAGUUAUGA